GAGGUUGCAGUGAGCUGGGAUCACGCCAGUGCACUCCAGUCUGGGCUGUAGAGCGAGACUCUCAAAACAAAACAUCACUCUGGCAGCACUGUAGAGAAUGAACUGGUAGGGGCAAGACUAUUUGGAGACUUGCAAUAAUAUUUCAGGCAAAAUAUGAGGAAAGCUUAAACGAGGGCAAUGAAUGAAGGCUGGAGAGAACAUGGGUUUGAGGACGUUUAAGGAGAUAGCAUCUGCAUACUUGGUUGCCAUUUGAGUGAAGUGAAAGGAGAAGUGGUAUCGAAAAUGUUGUUUGGUGUGCUUCGCUUGGAGAUAAUUAAUUCGAAGUGAUGCCUGCUGUAACAGGUGUGCACAGUGCUGUAGAGGCUGCUUACAGUUCAGCUUAGGGCUGGUUGGAAGUAACAUGUGAGUCCUGAAGUCAUUCGGUCUAGGGGUCAUUGUCCUAAACAGAGAAGAUAGGAAGGAAUAGGAGCUGAGCAUUUAGAGGUAUUCUUCUUUGUGGUUUAAUAUUAUACCCAUGGGUCAUCCUCAAAAGAUGUGCCCUUAUUUGCCCGGGGACUUUCAGAAACCCCGCUACCUUCCGACCCCGCGGAACGCUCCGAGGGGAAGCGUCGCUAGGCCACCAGAGGGCGCCAGGCGGGCCGCAGCGACUCCAGAGUCGCGUUAUGGCCGCUGUGCGGGUGCAGCUGCUCCUGUCUGGGCGUCCGGAGUCGGUGAGCUUCGCACGGAGUGUGUGUGGCCUCCUGGGAGCCGGGCCAGGGCUCGGGCCGUGGCCCAUUCACUGCAGCUUGAAGCGAGGACGGCUUGUCCUCUCGAGCAGGCCCUUCCCAGGCGCCUCCGCUACUCUUCCGCUCCAGGUCGGCAGAAGGGGGCCCCAGAGGGGGGGCAGUGAAGGGCCGAAGAUGGGGACUGAAAUCGGGUGGGAACUGGCGGCGAGGACCCUGCCUCCAACGCGCGGUGUAGCCCCAUUUUUGAAAGUCACGCCCACCCAGUGCCGCCCUUCUGAAGCCUUAACCCAGCUGGCUUCCUUCUGCCAGCGACCCCCUUUCUGCCCUUUUGCGGCCCUGGACGAGCGGCCCAGGGUCCCUGGGGCUGAGCUGCCCACAGAUCGAGGUGUGGACCUGGGUGUGGCCGUCAUUCUGCAGUCCAGCGACAAGACUGUCUUGCUAACCAGAAGGGCACGCACCCUCAGCGUUUCCCCCAACCUCUGGGUACCCCCGGGUGGGCACGUGGAACUUCAGGAGGAGCUGCUGGACGGAGGGCUUCGAGAACUUUGGGAGGAGACUGGACUACACCUGCCCCAGGGACAGUUCUCUUGGGUCCCUCUGGGUUUAUGGGAGUCUGCCUACCCUCCUAGGCUGAGCUGGGGUUUACCCAAAUACCAUCACAUUGUUCUGUAUCUACUCGUGAUCUCCCAGGAAUCACAGCAGCAGUUGCAGGCCCGGAUCCAACCAAACCCAAGUGAGGUGAGCGCCCUUACGUGGCUGACACCAGAUGUAGCUGCUGCAGUGGCUGCCACAGAGGAUGGGACAGAGACACCCAGACUUCUCCCCCAGGACCUACCACCCUCUGUCCUUGCAGUGGAACUAGAGGAGGAUGGAAGAGCCCGACCUCUGGUCCUGCCCAUGUCCACCCUCCUGCGGAUGAUCCCAACCAUGGCAGAGGGCAAAGAGAGAGUCAGCACUGGAACCAAGUUUGCCCUCAAGCUCUGGCUGCAACAUCUGGGCAGAACACCCCCACCGUGUAAAAGUGCAACUCACCUGGACCCAGGGCCAGCAAAGGAAGAAUGGAACAUGGACCCUCUUCCCCCAAACCAGGGGUCUGGAAAGUGAAGUGUAAAAUCCCCUCCCUAGCCCAUCUCCAUGACACUCACAGAACAUUCACAAUCUUUAUUAUGGGUGAGAGCUUCACUACAACUUUAGAAAUAAAAAGUAAAAUUACAACAUAGGUCCUAGGCCUUGGCGAGCCUGAAAAAGAAGAUUGGGAAGGAGGGCACAGGGUCCUUCCACCUCCCUGGAAAGGUGCAGAAUGAGCCAGGCCUAACCACAGGGCCAUGAGCCUCUAGAAGCUUAGGGUGGAAUAAGAAACACUGUGAACUUAAAUAUAUAAAUAGAGAGAGACCCAAGCAAUAGGCCGGGCCUGACUCCCAAACCCCUGGGGAUCAUGGCUAAGGCCUUACAUCCUCCUCUGUCAUACUGGAGUAGGAGGCAGGGGAAGUCAUCUUUGGAGUAUUUUGGUUUUUCUUAUUUAUGUACAAAAAAGUCCACAUCCACAAUCCAAAAUAAAGUUCUCUGUCCAUCUCUGAAA
Molecule: messenger RNA, 2304 nt
Organism: Pongo pygmaeus (Bornean orangutan)
Lineage: Eukaryota; Metazoa; Chordata; Mammalia; Primates; Hominidae
Gene: NUDT17
Product: nudix hydrolase 17
Exons: 7
Coding region: 663-1829 (388 amino acids)
Biological process (GO): NADP+ catabolic process; NAD+ catabolic process
Cellular component (GO): peroxisome; cytosol
Molecular function (GO): NADH pyrophosphatase activity
Source: RefSeq, a predicted model, not a curated record